GGUUUCGCCGAAAGUUCCGCUGGAUACGCGCGCGAGCGUCCUGCGUCCCGGCGCGCGUGAAGGGCUGACGGUUCCGUCCUCUCUCUGACUGACCCUCUCUAGGUCAGCAAUGCCGGAAGCCGCCACUCAAGAGGGAGAGGCGUCGGGGUCCGGAUCUACUCGCGCGCUCCGCCGCAGCCAGAGGUUCACGGCUGCAGCAAGUUCCACGGCGACGACCCGGUCGAUGGCCCUGGUGCGUGCGCGGCAGUCCCCGGGGUCCCAAUCUCCACAGGAACCAUCCGCGCGAUCCAAUACAAGGAAGAGAAAGAAGGGGCCGGCUGCCAACCAGAAACCGAAGAAACGGGAGGAGCAGGAGGAGGAGGUCUCAUCCGCAGACAGCUCCCCAAUUCGCGAGCCACAUAUCCCGGAUGAGAUGUAUCGACUUGAUGAUCUGGAUACGUCCAAAGUCAUUCAGAAGGCACUAGGAGAUCAUUUGGACAAAAUAGCUCGCCAUAUGGGAUUGCCUACUCUGAAUGUGCACAUGUGCAGAGCUUCCAUGUGCGUUCUUGAUGACCCAAAUCUGGUCCUGACCUUGAAUCUUCAAGAAAGGCGGUGCUUAAUGCUGCUCGCUCUGUUCUCGGGCUUUCGUCCUUUGUUGGUGGUUCUUGUUCACAUGCAGGGUGGCGCCACUGAAAAGGCCACCCUGCAGUACCAUCAGAAGCACUAUGAUUUGGCCUUCUUCAGUGUUAGAAUGGAUCGGCCCGUUCAUAUACUUUCUUUCAAUGAUGGUGUGAAGCGUUCUGACCAAGUUUUUGAGCUUGGAAGAGAUGAAAAGUCGUUUCUAAGGAUAAGCCAUGGUGUGGUGAAAAUCUUGAAUCCAAACCUGCUUGAACGGUAUCACUAUAUGCAUGUUCACAGUGCAGAUCCACACCCCGAUUAUGGCAUAGGAGGGCCACUCAUUGACUUUGGUGGAAAAAUCAUGGGAAUGGUCAAUGGCAAUACAAGCGGGUCUUUUAUACCGUCUUCCAUUUUAGUCAAGUGCUUGCAUUUGUGGAGAAAAUUUGGGUGCAUCCCUCGGCCCCAGCUUGGUAUGAAAUUUUGGUCAAUCAAGUUUGUAGACAUUGCUCUUGCUGAGAAUAUAUUGUGCAAGUGUAAUAUUGAUGAUGGCCUUAUUGUAAAAGAGGUGUCAUAUGGAUCUCCUGCUGAGAAACUUGGAAUACUGGUCGGUGACGUCAUUAAUUGUUUCAAUGGAGAACGCAUCUCUACAACAGUUGAGUUGGAGAAUAUGUUGCUAAGCAAAUGCGAGGAUGAAAAUAAUAGCCUUAAUUCUGAAGUCAAUGUCAAACUUGAUGUGUUUCACAUACGCAAGUCUCGCUGGAGUGACAGAACAUUAACUGUAAAAGUGUCUGAUGACAAUGAAGUUGUUGCAACAGGAGUUAGUUAUCCUUUCGGAGACGGGACACCAUGAUCAAUACCAUGUGACUUGACCGAACGGCCCAGGAAGAUAGGUUUGGGAGUUCAGGACAGAUACAUGCUUCGGUGAAUGGCAAGCGUGUAACCUGCAAGUUUCUGCUAAAUGCAUUUGAUUUCUGUGGCGGUGUAACUCAUUGGCAUAUCCUUGUACCGCAAGUACUGGUGCAGGCAAAGUGACUGCUGUUUCCUUUGUGCGUGAAAACGGGAACCGUCAGGUGAGCUGACCCUGUACAUUUCUGAAUGCUUGUUGAGUCCCUACUUUAUGUAUGUCUUGUUCGAUGAACAAACAAGUAUCCUGGUCCACUGAAUGAACAGAAGUUGAGGAUCC
Messenger RNA from Triticum urartu, 1780 nucleotides. RefSeq lists its product as uncharacterized. NCBI's taxonomy places the organism in Eukaryota, Viridiplantae, Streptophyta, Magnoliopsida, Poales, Poaceae. The record is from RefSeq and is a predicted model, not a curated record. Gene Ontology annotation, molecular function: protein binding.